AAAAUAUGGCUUUGCCUUCUUCUCUAAACACAUGCCUUCUUUUGCUUUUCAUCUGUCUUCUCAAUGUUUCCACCACUAAAGCGAAGCCAUUAACUAAAGAAACUGUGCUUUUUGGAGGGAAUUUUCCAGCAUUGUAUGUUAUAGGUGAUUCAUUGGUUGAUUCAGGAAACAAUAAUCAUCUUGACACGUUGGCUAAAUCAAAUUUUCCACCUUACGGUUCUGACUUUGAAGGAGGCAAACCCACUGGUCGCUUUGGCAAUGGCAAAACAAUUGCUGAUUACAUUGCUAUUUAUUAUGACCUUCCUUUGGUUCCUGCUUAUAUGGGAUUAUCAGAAGAACAAAAGAACAAUAUCUCAACUGGUAUUAAUUAUGCUUCUGCUACCUGUGGGAUUUUGCCUGAGACAGGAAAGAUAGUGGGAAAAUGUCUCUCGUUGAGUGUCCAAGUCGAUCUAUUCAAAGAAACCAUUGACAAGAAUCUGAAGAAACAGUUUAAGACGCAGUCAGAGCUCAGUAAACACCUUGCUGAAUCGCUGUUCAUGAUUUCAAUCGGAGUUAACGACUACUCUUUCCUCUAUAAUAAGACAAUGGAUGCAAAUGGUUUCGCAAACAAGCUUCUUCGUGAGUUCUUUAUCCAAAUCCAGAGAUUGCAUGGUUUAGGAGCAAGGAAGUUCUUCAUCAACAACCUUAAACCCUUAGGAUGUUACCCAAACAUAAUAGCUCAUACCGUUCCACGUGGAAGCUGCGACGAUGAUUUGAACCUAGUGGUUGCCAUUUACAACGCCAAGCUAAGAAGCAGCCUGAGUCAUAUGAAGCAAAAAUUCACCAACACUUCCUUCCUGUACUCAGAUUACUUCAACUUCAUGUUGGGACUUCGAGGACCUUCCAGCAAUCAUGCUAGUUCGAAUCUAUUAAACACGACAAGCCCAUGUUGUCCUAGUGUUUAUGAUGGAGGUGCAACCACGAGUUGCAUGAAAGGUUCGAGCUCUUGUAAGGUGCCAGAUACACAUAUUUUCUUUGAUCCAUUUCAUCCGACCCAAUUGGCGAAUUUCAUGUACUCGAUUGGGUGUUUCCAUGAGAGAAAAAUUUGUCAUGUGGUGAGAUAUUAAUUGAAUUAAAUUUACUCAGCAACAAUGUCAAGAAAAACACAAAGUUUAGUUGUUGUUGUUUAUUCUGCUCUACAAUAAUGGUUUUGUAACGUUCGGGCACCAAAACCUUAACGUUUUC
Eruca vesicaria subsp. sativa (arugula) is the source of this 1224-nucleotide messenger RNA. Lineage: Eukaryota; Viridiplantae; Streptophyta; Magnoliopsida; Brassicales; Brassicaceae. The record is from the annotation of a GenBank genome assembly.